GAAAGUUGCUUUAGGGGAAAUUUCACUAGUAAAUCCACAACCUUUAAAAUUCUGUGUGAUUGAAUCGAAUGUUGAUACUUGGCAAAAUAUUUUCAUUGGCGUAUCACAAAUACUACUUUUUAAAGGUGUAUUUAGUUUUUAGUUUCAAGUAUGUGGGAGUCCUAGAGGCAUGAUGACAUUUUCUAAAAAAACUCUUUUUUGGUCUUUUCCUCUGCCAAGUCUUUGGCUGAGUUGCCUUCUUUAAAUAUUAACGAGAACUGCUGUCAAGAAAGGUAUUUUCUUUUCAAGAAGGAUGUUUACACAGGCAAAAUAUGUUUUUGGACAUGAAAAUUCUUUCUGAGGAAAAUAUCAAAAUACUUUCUCCUCUUCCCAUCUUUAAAAUAAAAGUUAAACCUGAACUGGAAUCCUUCCCCCACCGUGAAACCAAGCGAUGGUGCCAGACUUGAAGACGAAGGCUUUACUUUGUUAGCCAUGUGUUUGUGAAAGCCCCGCGCCUUCCCUAGAUCUCUCGGCUGAUAAUCUCAAACAUGGAGGAUGCUUCUGAUUCUACACAAGGGGUUGCUCCAUUAAUUAAUAAUGUAGCUCUCCCAGGCUCUCCGCCGUCUCUUCCUGUAUCAGUGACAGGCUGUAAAAGUCAUCGAGUAGCCAAUAAAAAGGUAGAAGCGAGAAGUGAAAAGCUCCUCCCAACAGCUCUUCCUCCUUCGGAGCCGAAAGUAGAUCAGAAACUUCCCAGGAGCUCCGAGAGGCGGGGAAGUGGCGGUGGGACGCGAUCCCCCGCGCGGAGCCAGGCCGUGGCAGCGGGAGAAGCGGCGGCGGGCGGCGCGGCGGGGCCGGCGAGAGGCGACCCCCCGGCAGGACACAGGCUCCCCUCGCCGCCUUUGUAGUUGAAAAGGUGGAGAAGUGGCAGUCGGCGUGCUCGCAGGGAAGCGGGGCCGACGCGGGCGGCCGAGGGUCCGGGCGAGCCCGCGGGCGGACGGGAGAUGCCGCUGCUACACCGAAAGCCGUUUGUGAGACAGAAGCCGCCCGCGGACCUGCGGCCGGACGAGGAAGUUUUCUACUGUAAAGUCACCAACGAGAUCUUCCGCCACUACGAUGAUUUUUUUGAACGAACCAUUCUGUGCAACAGUCUUGUGUGGAGUUGUGCUGUGACGGGUAAACCUGGACUGACCUAUCAGGAAGCACUUGAGUCAGAAAAAAAAGCAAGACAGAAUCUUCAGAGUUUUCCAGAACCACUAAUUAUUCCAGUUUUAUACUUGACCAACCUUACCCAUCGUUCACGCUUGCAUGAAAUAUGUGAUGAUAUUUUUGCAUAUGUCAAGGAUCGAUACUUUGUUGAAGAAACUGUGGAAGUCAUUAGGAACAAUGGUGCAAGGUUACAAUGUAGGAUUUUGGAAGUCCUCCCUCCAUCACAUCAAAAUGGCUUUGCUAAUGGACAUGUCAGUAGUGUUGAUGGAGAAACUAUCAUCAUCAGUGAUAGUGAUGAUUCAGAAACACAAAACAGUUCUUUUCAAAAUGGGAAGAAAAAAGAUGCAGUUGAUCCCUUAUUAUUCAAGUACAAGGUGCAACCCACUAAAAAAGAAUUGUAUGAGUGUGCUAUUGUUAAAGCAACACAAAUCAGCCGGAGAAAACACUUAUUUUCUCGUGAUAAAUUAAAGCUUUUUCUGAAGCAACACUGUGAACCACAAGAUGGGGUCAUUAAAAUUAAGGCAUCAUCUCUUUCAACAUAUAAAAUAGCAGAACAAGAUUUUUCUUACUUCUUCCCUGAUGAUCCACCCACAUUUAUCUUCACUCCUACUAAUAGAAGAAGAGGGAGACCUCCCAAACGAGUAUCUAUUAGUCAGGAGGACAGCGUUGCUAAUAAACAGACUAUUGCAAGUUAUAGGAACAAAGCUACUAAAGAAAAAGACAAACUUUUGAAACAAGAAGAAAUGAAGUCACUGGCUUUUGAAAAGGCUAAAUUAAAAAGAGAAAAAGCAGAUGCCCUAGAAGCAAAGAAAAAAGAAAAAGAAGAUAAAGAGAAAAAGAAAGAAGAAUUGAAGAAAAUUGUUGAAGAAGAGAGACUGAAGAAGAAAGAGGAAAAAGAGAGACUUAAAAUAGAAAGAGAAAAGGAAAGAGAAAAAUUACGUGAAGAAAAGCGAAAAUAUAUGGAAUACUUAAAACAGUGGAGUAAACCUAGAGAAGAUAUGGAAUGUGAUGAUCUUAAGGAACUUCCAGAACCAACUCCAGUGAAGACUAGACUACCUCCUGAAAUCUUUGGUGAUGCUCUGAUGGUUUUGGAGUUUCUUAAUGCUUUUGGGGAACUUUUUGAUCUUCAAGAUGAGUUUCCUGAGGGAGUAACCCUAGAAGUGUUAGAGGAAGCUCUUGUAGGAAAUGACAGUGAAGGCCCACUAUGUGAAUUGCUUUUUUUCUUCCUGACUGCCAUCUUCCAGGCGAUAGCUGAAGAAGAAGAGGAAGUAGCCAAAGAGCAAAUAACGGAUGCUGACACCAAAGAUUUAACAGAGGCUUUGGAUGAAGAUGCAGACCCCACAAAAUCUGCACUGUCUGCAGUUGCAUCUUUGGCAGCUGCAUGGCCGCAGUUGCACCAGGGCUGCAGUUUGAAAAGCUUGGAUCUUGAUAGCUGCACUCUUUCUGAAAUCCUCAGACUGCACAUCUUAGCUUCAGGGGCUGAUGUAACAUCAGCAAAUGCAAAGUAUAGAUACCAAAAGCGAGGAGGAUUUGAUGCAACAGAUGAUGCCUGUAUGGAGCUUCGUUUGAGCAAUCCCAGUCUAGUGAAGAAAUUGGCAAGCACUUCAGUGUAUGAUUUGACACCAGGAGAAAAAAUGAAGAUACUUCAUGCUCUCUGUGGAAAACUACUGACCCUAGUUUCUACUAGGGAUUUCAUUGAAGAUUAUGUUGAUAUAUUACGACAAGCAAAGCAAGAAUUCCGGGAGUUAAAAGCAGAACAACAUCGGAAAGAGAGGGAAGAAGCAGCUGCUAGAAUCCGUAAAAGGAAGGAAGAAAAACUGAAGGAACAAGAACAGAAAAUGAAAGAGAAACAAGAAAAACUGAAGGAAGAUGAACAAAGAAAUUCAGCUGCAGAUAUAUCUGUUGGGGAGGAAGAAAGGGAAGAUUUUGAUACUAGCACUGAAAGCAAAGAAACAGAGCAAAAGGAACUUGAUCAAGACACAGUCACUGAGGAUGAAGAUGACCCAGGAUCACAUAAAAGAGGAAGAAGGGUUCUGGAGGCUGGAAGUCCAAGACCAGCAGGAUUGAUUUCUGGGAAAAGGGGACAAAAUGGAUUUAAAGAAUUUACAAGACAAGAAGAGGUCAACUGUGUAACAAGAGAGCCUCUUACUGCAGAUGAGGAAGAAGCUUUAAAACAGGAACAUCAACGAAAAGAGAAAGAGCUCUUGGAAAAAAUCCAAAGUGCCAUAGCAUGUACCAAUAUCUUUCCCUUGGGCCGAGACCGCAUGUAUAGGCGAUAUUGGAUUUUUCCUUCUAUUCCUGGAUUAUUUAUUGAAGAGGAUUAUUCUGGUCUCACUGAAGACAUGCUGUUGCCUAGACCUUCAUCAUUUCAGAAUAGUAUACAGUCUCAAGAUCCUCAGGUAUCUACUAAAACUGGAGAGUCUUUGACGCCUGAAUCUACCUCCAACAUUGACCAAGGUCCAUGUGAUGAUUCUGUGCAACUGCCAAAACCAGUGCAUAAGCCAAAUCGGUGGUGCUUUUACAGUUCUUGUGAACAGCUAGACCAGCUUAUUGAAGCUCUUAAUUCUAGAGGACAUAGAGAAAGUGCCUUAAAAGAAACUUUGUUGCAAGAGAAGAGCAGAAUAUGUGCACAGCUAGCCCAUUUUUCUGAAGAGAAAUUUCAUUUUUCAGACAAACCUCAAACUGAUAGCAAACCUACAUAUUGCCGGGGAAGAUCUUCCACUGCAUAUGAUUCAGCUCAGAUGUCUGCAGAAAGACAGCUUGAAUUGAGGCUGAGAGAUUUUCUUUUGGAUAUUGAAGACAGAAUUUACCAGGGAACAUUAGGAGCAAUCAAGGUUACAGAUCGACACAUCUGGAGAUCAGCAUUAGAGAGUGGACGUUAUGAGCUGUUAAGUGAGGAGAACAAGGAAAAUGGGAUCAUUAAGACUGUGAAUGAAGAUGUGGAAGAGAUGGAAAUUGAUGAGCAAGCAAAGGUCAUAGUAAAAGACAGACUCUUGGGCAUAAAAACAGAAACUCCAAGUACUGUCUCAACUAACACAAGUACACCACAAUCAGUGAGCAAUGUGGUUCAUUAUCUGGCAAUGGCACUUUUUCAAAUAGAGCAGGGCAUUGAGCGGCGUUUUCUCAAAGCUCCACUUGAUGCCAGUGACAGUGGGCGUUCUUACAAAACAGUCCUGGACCGUUGGAGAGAGUCUCUGCUUGCUUCUGCUAGUCUAUCCCAAGUCUUUCUUCAUCUCUCCACCUUGGAUCGUAGUGUGAUAUGGUCUAAAUCUAUACUGAAUGCUCGUUGCAAGAUAUGCCGAAAAAAAGGCGAUGCUGAAAACAUGGUACUUUGUGAUGGCUGUGAUCGGGGUCAUCAUACCUACUGUGUUCGACCAAAGCUCAAGACUGUGCCUGAAGGAGAUUGGUUUUGUCCAGAGUGUCGGCCAAAGCAACGUUCUAGAAGACUCUCCUCUAGACAGAGACCAUCCUUGGAAAGUGAUGAAGAGAUGGAAGACAGUAUGGGAGGUGAGGAUGAUGAAGUUGAUGAUGAUGAUGAAGAGGGUCAAAGUGAGGAGGAGGAGUAUGAGAUAGACCAAGAUGAAGAUGACUCUCAAGAAGAGGAAGAAGUCAGCCCACCAAAACGAGGAAGACCACAAGUCAGAUUGCCAAUUAAAACAAGAGGGAGAAUUAGCACUUCUUUCUCAAGUCGUGGCCAACGACAAGAUCCUGGAAGGUACACUUCACGGAGUCAGCAGAGUACACCCAAAACAACUGUUUCCUCUAAAACCACUGGUAGAAGCCUUAGAAAGAUAAGGUCUGCUCCUCCAACAGAAACUAAAUCUUUAAGAAUUGCUGGUCGUUCUACUCGCCAGAGUUAUGGCCCACUGCAAGCAGACGUAUUUGUGGAACUACUUAGUCCUCGUAGAAAACGCAGAGGAAGGAAAAGUGCUAAUAAUACACCAGAAAAUAGUCCCAACUUUCCUAACUUCAGAGUCAUUGCCACAAAGUCAAGUGAGAAGUCAAGAUCUCUAAAUGUUACUUCAAAACUUUCUCUCCAAGAUAGUGAAUCCAAGAGAAGAGGAAGAAAAAGACAAUCUACAGAAUCAUCUCCUAUGACCCUGAAUCGAAGGAGUUCAGGCCGACAAGGAGGAGUUCAUGAAUUGUCUGCUUUUGAACAACUUGUUGUGGAACUGGUACGGCAUGAUGACAGCUGGCCUUUUUUGAAACUCGUUUCCAAAAUCCAGGUCCCGGACUAUUAUGACAUCAUCAAAAAGCCCAUUGCCUUAAAUAUAAUUCGUGAAAAAGUGAACAAAUGUGAAUAUAAAUUAGCAUCGGAAUUUAUUGAUGAUAUUGAGUUAAUGUUUUCGAACUGCUUUGAGUACAACCCUCGUAACACAAGUGAAGCAAAAGCUGGAACUAGGCUUCAAGCGUUUUUUCAUAUUCAGGCUCAAAAACUUGGACUACAUGUCACUCCCGGGAAUGUGGAUCAAGUUAGCACACCACCAGCUGCAAAAAAGUCACGAAUCUAAUUUUGUCCUUCUAAAGGAUAUAUUUGAGGAAAACAAAUUGUUCAUGAAAAUGGAACAUUAAAUCAUGCUCAAAAGCAGACAUAUAUAUAUAAAGCAAUAACAACUGAUUGACCACACUGAAGUGUGGCCUGCACUAUAUUCUCAAUUUUAAUAUUAAGCACUCAGGAGAAUGUAGGAAAGAUUUCCUUUGCUACAGUUUUGCUCAGCAUCUAAUAAGUUUGAUAGAUGUAUUGGAUAUAGUACUGGUUUACAGAGGUUUUUGUACAUUUUGAGAUCAUUCAUGUGUCCCAAUAUCUUUGAAAAUAUUUUUUCAUCUGUGAUUUAUUUUGUCAUUGAUUUUUUUUUAGAAGUGUGGUAUUAAAGGAGAUUUAUCUAAACGGAUAAAUCUUCUAUAGCACAGUUUAGAAAAGUAUAUAUGUCUAAGAAUUGUUUAAUGAGCACAUUCUUUCAACACUACACAUGAAUGAAUCCAAUUUUAUAUCCUUGAAGUGCUGUACCAGUGCUGGCUGGAGGUAUUAAGUCUGAGUUUAUUAACUAGAUAUUUAUUUAGCAUUCAAAAUAAUUUGUGAAUUUGUUUUGUAUUUAUAAAAUUUGUACCUGGAAAAUGUUCUUUAAUUUUUUAAACAUUUUACUGUGUUUUUGUUUUAUUUCUCUAACUUCCUUAAUGACCAAUCAAUAAAAGGUAACACCCUCCCUUUUCCCUGACAGUUCUUUCAGUUUUACAGAACUGUAUUACAAGUUUCUAUGUACAACUUUUUUAAGUGUACAAAUAAAAUGAUACAUGUUUUUCAAGUA
Messenger RNA from Nyctereutes procyonoides (raccoon dog), 6491 nucleotides. It is a transcript of the gene BAZ1A, whose product is annotated as bromodomain adjacent to zinc finger domain 1A. The record is from RefSeq and is a predicted model, not a curated record. Gene Ontology annotation, biological process: chromatin remodeling. Lineage: Eukaryota; Metazoa; Chordata; Mammalia; Carnivora; Canidae. Bases 981 to 5696 code for a protein of 1571 amino acids. Gene Ontology annotation, molecular function: protein binding. The transcript is spliced from 28 exons.